UGACAAAAGGCCACUCAUUGCGCGCAUUGCUGAAUUGGUCGCACUCACGACCUCAGUGUUCCCAAUUCCACACACACCUCUAGCCGCGCCUCCCCAUGUUAUUGCCGCUCAUUUAGGCCCUCCACGCCCCUUUUCAAGAAUUUAGAUCCCAACCAUGUGGCCAUUUGACGCUGUCGACUGGCUCACUCUCUCAAUACCCUUCGCCUACCUCUUCAUUCUUGUCGGAUCGCUAGCCGUCUUUUCGAGUCUCUACCGCAAGCGCAAAGCCGCGAAGGCGGCGUCCCUGGCACCAUGGUUCCCUCAACACAUCCAGCGUGAUGUCUACUUGACCUUGCUCCAUAUGGAACAUCCGAAAGUCCCAGACAGCAUUCUCAAAGCGGCGCUUCUGAGGAGGGCUACAGAAGACGUGCGCCGUAUUGUACAGAUCAGGAAUGCGAAGCAGGCAUUGCAGACUUUAUUGCAGAGAGGCAGUGUGGGGGAUGAUCUCUGGCAGAGAUUCCAGCGCGCGGAGAAAGAGAUAGAGGAGGAACUUCGAGAUGUCGUGACUGAGGCCAAUGCCUUUGUCCCCAACUGGGGCCAGGUCAUCUUCCAGAGCGCCUCCGAAAUGGCUCAGAAUGCAAACCUCCGUGAGCACCUAAGCGAGAUCCUGUCCACUGCAAAAUCAGAGCGGGAGUGGUGGGAUCAAAGGAGAGCGACUCUCCAAGAUGAGCUGCUCAAGGAGCUGGACGAGGAAAAGAAAUCCGAGGAGAAGAAGGUACCCAUAAUCGACGCGAGCGUCUCAAAGGGGAGCGAUGAUGAAGCUGUUCUCGUCGAAAGCGGGGGCCCAGCUGACAAGGGUGCAAAAGCGAAGAAGAAGAAAGGAAAACACUGAAGUGCUCGAAGGAUUUCUGUCGGCCUCAACUGCGCGAGCGGGGAGAGGGGUCAUGUUUAAACCGUCAGGGAUGCGUGGUGGGGGGAUCUUUUAGUCAUUGAGAAAUCUCCGCGAGCGACUGGCGGAGUAUAUGGUUCUGAGGCAUUGCAUAGCCGGCGUUACGGAGUUCAUACAUGCAGAUGGCGGAUGUGUGGUGUAUCGCACGGAGUGCCCGAGCGUCUGUAUGAUCAUUUCGAUUCACCCAUUCAAUACCAAGACUUCUUCCUCGUUUAAUAUACAAUUCC
Molecule: messenger RNA, 1155 nt
Organism: Westerdykella ornata
Lineage: Eukaryota; Fungi; Ascomycota; Dothideomycetes; Pleosporales; Sporormiaceae
Product: translocation protein-like protein sec66
Exons: 2
Coding region: 155-871 (238 amino acids)
Biological process (GO): post-translational protein targeting to membrane, translocation
Cellular component (GO): Sec62/Sec63 complex
Source: RefSeq, a predicted model, not a curated record